AUGACGAGCAGCACCGCGACCACGCCAUCAGAACACGAUGAUGUCGACAGGCUUCUGUCCGUUCCGAUGACCGAGACCAUUCCCAUGGAAGCAUUGCGCCCUUAUCUGGCCUCUCCAUCCUGGCACUCAAUUGAUGGUGCCUUCAAUCUCCGCUCUGUCUCGUACUCGCCUUUCGUUCGACCAGGCCUUGUCUACCGCUGGGGCAUGUUAGCAUUGCUCUCGGAGGCCGGAAGGCACGACAUUGUGAAGUCACUAGGCAUUACGAAUAUAUCCGACUUACGUUCCAACGAAGAGAGACACAAGUUUCCAGACCCGGAUAUCCCUGGCGUAGAAUUCAACGCUUCAGAUCUUAGUUCAGUAGGAAAGUCGACGAGCGAGCAGAAGUGGACGAAUAUCGUGGAGAUGCUGGUCUUUCACCUCGAAGAGUACAGGGAAAGUUUCCGAGAGAUGCUCUUGUUUGUGCUCAACAACCCAGGAAAGCCGUUCCUGGUUCACUGCACCGGUGGCAAAGACCGCUCUGGAAUCGCUGUAGCCUUGCUGCUGUCAAUCGCCAACGUUCCACGGCAAUACAUUGCUCAUGACUUUGCUUUGACUAGAAUUGAAAUUGAACCUGUCCGAGAGCUUUUGCAGGCUAAAGCCACGGUCGACAUAAACGACGAGAGAGUCAAGGCCAUUGCUGGGUGCGAUUGCGCUACUAUCAUCAAAUCACCAUCAAGGGGCAGCAAGGCUGCGGCUCCCUCAGCGACCCAGCCACUGUGCAGGGACUUCUAG
This is a messenger RNA of Zasmidium cellare ATCC 36951, 771 nucleotides long. RefSeq lists its product as uncharacterized. The coding region runs from base 1 to 771 and encodes 256 amino acids. Gene Ontology annotation, biological process: dephosphorylation. The transcript is spliced from 3 exons. NCBI's taxonomy places the organism in Eukaryota, Fungi, Ascomycota, Dothideomycetes, Mycosphaerellales, Mycosphaerellaceae. Gene Ontology annotation, molecular function: phosphoprotein phosphatase activity. The record is from RefSeq and is a predicted model, not a curated record.